Messenger RNA from Molossus molossus (Pallas's mastiff bat), 2041 nucleotides. It is a transcript of the gene CAMKV, whose product is annotated as CaM kinase like vesicle associated. NCBI's taxonomy places the organism in Eukaryota, Metazoa, Chordata, Mammalia, Chiroptera, Molossidae. The transcript has 11 exons. Gene Ontology annotation, molecular function: ATP binding; calmodulin binding; calcium/calmodulin-dependent protein kinase activity. The record is from RefSeq and is a predicted model, not a curated record. Gene Ontology annotation, biological process: peptidyl-serine phosphorylation. Gene Ontology annotation, cellular component: intracellular anatomical structure. Bases 133 to 1629 code for a protein of 498 amino acids.
CAUCUGGCGCCGCGUCUGCCCCGCUUGCCCGGAGCGGAUUCUGCCCGCUGCCCCUGGAGCCCUCGGCGCCCGCACUGAACCGCGAUCGCGUCCUCCCUGUGAUCCACCGGCGCUGCAGCUCAGAGCCUGGCAAUGCCGUUUGGUUGUGUGACUCUGGGAGACAAAAAGAACUAUAACCAGCCGUCGGAGGUGACUGACAGAUAUGACUUGGGACAGGUCAUCAAAACUGAGGAGUUCUGUGAGAUCUUCCGGGCCAAGGACAAGACGACAGGCAAGCUGCACACCUGCAAGAAGUUCCAGAAGCGGGACGGCCGCAAGGUGCGGAAGGCGGCCAAGAACGAGAUCGGCAUUCUCAAGAUGGUGAAACAUCCCAACAUCUUGCAAUUGGUGGAUGUGUUUGUGACCCGCAAGGAGUACUUCAUCUUCCUGGAGCUGGCCACGGGGAGGGAGGUGUUUGACUGGAUCCUGGACCAGGGCUACUACUCGGAACGGGACACGAGCAACGUAGUACGGCAGGUCCUGGAGGCCGUGGCCUACCUGCACUCACUCAAGAUCGUGCACAGGAACCUCAAGCUGGAGAACCUGGUUUAUUACAACAGGCUGAAGAACUCAAAGAUUGUCAUCAGCGACUUCCACCUGGCUAAGCUAGAGAAUGGCCUCAUCAAGGAGCCCUGUGGGACCCCCGAGUACCUGGCCCCAGAGGUGGUAGGCCGGCAGCGGUACGGACGCCCUGUGGACUGCUGGGCCAUUGGAGUCAUCAUGUACAUUCUGCUUUCAGGGAACCCGCCUUUCUAUGAGGAGGUAGAGGAAGAUGACUAUGAGAACCACGACAAGAAUCUCUUCCGCAAGAUCCUGGCUGGCGACUAUGAAUUUGACUCACCGUACUGGGAUGACAUUUCACAGGCGGCCAAAGACCUGGUCACAAGGCUGAUGGAGGUGGAGCAAGACCAGCGGAUCACUGCGGAAGAGGCCAUCUCCCAUGAGUGGGUUUCUGGCAAUGCUGCUUCUGAUAAGAACAUCAAGGAUGGUGUCUGUGCCCAGAUUGAAAAGAACUUUGCCAGGGCUAAGUGGAAGAAAGCUGUCCGAGUGACCACUCUCAUGAAGCGGCUCCGAGCGCCAGAGCAGUCCAGCACAGCGGCAGCCCAGUCUGCCCCUGCCACAGACACUGCCACUCCUGGGGCUGCAGGUGGGGCCACAGCUGCAAGUGGAGCUGCCCCAGCCCUUGGGGGCAGUGCCACCUCAGCCACAGCAGGUGACGCUGCUCUUGCUGUAAAGAGUGAUAGUGUAGUCCCAGCAGACCGUAGUGUCACCCCAGCCACAGAUGGCAGUGCCACCCCAGCCACUGAUGGGAGUGUCACCCCAGCCACUGAUGGGAGCAUCACCCCAGCCACUGAUGGGAGCGUCACCCCAGCCACUGACAGGAGUGCUACUCCAGCCACUGAUGGGAGAGCCACGCCAGCCACAGAAGAGAGCACUGUGCCCACUAGCCAAAGCAGUGCCACCCCUGAGCUGGCUUUGGCCCAGCUGGACAGCACAGCCCCAGGGGGUGCAACAGGCCGGGCUCCACCCUCUAGUAAAGGGGAAGAGGCUGCUGGCUCUGCUGAGUCUCGGAGGGAGGAGACCAGCUGAGUGGGCAGGCUGGGGGGGUGGGGAACAGGCAGGAGGGUGGGAGAGUAGAUGAGGGGCUUUUCGCUGUACAUAGAGUCACUGGCAUGAUGCCCUCGCUCCCCUACCCCAGCCCCUGCCUCUCAAUGUGGGGCAUGUCUGGGGGCCACGGGAGAGCAGUCUCAUCUCCUGUGUGUAUGUGUGUGAGUGGUAGGCAAGCCAGAGGCAGGACCAGCCCCAGCCCCUGCAUGGAUUCCUCGUGGCUUUUCUGUCUUUUGCUAGCUUCACCAGUUUUGUUCCUGUGGGAUGCUGCUCUAGGGAUACUCAGGAGGUCCCUGCUCCCCUUCCCUUCUGCCUCACAAUUCCCCCAGGCAGGCCCUGCAGGUCCCAUUCUCUCCCAGGCCCUAAACUUGGGUGGCCUUGCCCUGAGAGCUGG